UUAAUGUUAAAUAUAUUUUUCGGGGACACGCCAAAAUCUAAAAAUAAAUUCUUAUAGGGGGUCCCUAAUGACUUUUAGGGGGUCCGGUACCCCCUAUAAGUCAUUAGGGACCCCCUAAAAGUCAUUAGGGACCCCUUAAAAAUAUUUUUCGGGGACCCCCCAAAAUCUAAAAAUAAAUUCUUUUAGGGGGUCCCUAAUGACUUAUAGGGGGUUCGGGACCCCCCUAGUCCCCCCUUAUUUCGAACCCUGUCGGUAUCCAAUAGUAUAAAUUACCCUGAAGUAUCACUGGUUGUCUCAGGUUCGAGCCAAUCCUUCACUGUGGCAAAGAGACCGAACAAAUCUGUUUAUUAACGUAAAGAACAAGGUUUAUUCAUAUGAGGGUUGUUAAACAAACUCGCUCAGACUCAACGAGCAGCUCGUGCUGUGUCCUAUCAAAUCACGUGACGCAAGAGUAAGAAAGGGUCAUCAUCACCUGCAAUGACUCGGCUCCUCAAAUGUGUCUCUCUCUUGUGCCUUGUCCGCUUUCAUCUUGUAGAAUGUGGUUCGAUAUUUGCUGUCAAUGGAGAUCCGUUUGAGUUCCCCGCAUUUAAAGAACGCGAGUUAAAAAGAUGCGAGCUGAUCCGUCUGCGGGGACAUGGCAGCGUCCAUUUGGUCGCUACGUGGGACGACCGGUGGACACCGGGACCUGACUACCGAGACCGGAUGACUGCAAACGGGACCGUCAUCUUUAACGGUGCAAACCUCAACGACGAAGGACUCUACGAGCUCACCUGCGGCACCGACACCCACCGUUUCCACGUGCACGUUUUUGAAAGCACCACGUACACGGUGACUGAGGGAGACUCGGUCCCCUUCGAGUGCUACGCAAAGACGGAGGGGGAACUCGGGCACUUCACGGUGCAACGAGACCGAGAGCCUGUGUUGGGGCUGGACUACCGGUCCGGGAACCAGAGCCCGGGGGCCGGGUUCCAGGGCAGAGUGUCCGUCCCCCCUCAGUGGAAAACAACGGGGAACCUGACGAUGACGCUGAAGGGGGCGACGACUGGAGAUGAAGGUGUUUACUGGUUCUACGUCCAACAUGAAGACAAAUCGGGACUGAAGGAGAAACUCUGUGCCGUGAGGCUGAAAGUCAACAAGCGCGUCCCGGAUCCGACCCCCAGCGGCCCCCCAACUUCUAGUCCCACUGAGCAGAACGGGGAGACGCGGUGGAAAGCUGCCACUGUGGUCCUGGCUGUGGUCCUGAUUGUGGUCCUGACUGUCCUGGUUGGAGGCUUCUUUUUGUACCGCAAACACCACAUACCCCGCAGACCACAGGCCUCACCUGGAUCCCCAGAUGAGGUGAUUUCUCUCCAACCUCGAGCUAAUGGAGGGACCCUCGUGGGUUAACGCCGAUGGUUAUGGGUGCUUUUGUUAAAGCAAUAAGGUACAAUAAGGUACGAGAGCCUGUACUUUAUCGUCCAAUAACAGUUAAAUGAUGUAGUUACAUUAUUGAAGAUAAAGUACUGCCUCAAGUGCUUUUAUAACACAAAAAUUAAAAAAAAAUGUAUAAAUAGUAAGUAAAUGGUUGCCUUUCAGCACAAACAAUUGCAGCCACAUAACGUUGUGUGUCACGUGUCAUCGGUCUAGAGACAACUCGUCCCCGUACGUGCACGUAAACAGCAUCGGGUCCCUCACCACCUCACAUUCAAUGAACCUCUCAGGCGGGCCUGAGGAGGCCGGUUAACCAACAUCGUUGCUGCAUUUAAAGCACCGUUUAUUUGAAAUUCCCGUUCUUGUAUUUCACGAAGUCAGUUUUUCUGUGCCUUCCUUUGUUAAAUUAUGUUUCAAUAAAGAAAGAAAUGCUUAAAUGAAGCCUGAUGUUUCCUUAAAAUAGAAGAUCUGUCAUUUGAGCAUGAGGUUUGGUGCCCAAAUGUCAUUAUCAAACAAGUAACAGUUAAAUAUGAAUCCGCUGAUUCAACAAUGUAAACAGAUGUAUACUGUUAUACAAACGGGCUGUAGAGGAAAUACACAUUAAAGCAGUUCAAUCAAAGGGAUUUGUUAAGCGGUGCCGAGACACAAACGAUCCACCAAACACACACAUAACUGAUAAGUGAACAAAUACAAAUAAAAAACCAAUACAUAAAGCAACUUCCUGUUCACAUUCUUCUGGCCUAUAUAGGCUAAAAGAACCUUAUUUCCCAAACAGCAUCAAAAAGCCCAGAAUAGAAUAAAGUGACAAGGCCGAUAUUGUUAGGAAUAAAAUCCAUCAAUGUUAACCUUUUUAAUGUUACAAUGAGAUGAGUUUGAGGCAGAAAUAUAUUAUAUCUGAGGACAUUUUAAUUAAUUAAGAGAGAGAUUAUUAAU
This is a messenger RNA of Pungitius pungitius (ninespine stickleback), 2343 nucleotides long. RefSeq lists its product as uncharacterized. Bases 478 to 1386 code for a protein of 302 amino acids. The record is from RefSeq and is a predicted model, not a curated record. NCBI's taxonomy places the organism in Eukaryota, Metazoa, Chordata, Actinopteri, Perciformes, Gasterosteidae. The transcript is spliced from 2 exons.